This is a messenger RNA of Momordica charantia (bitter melon), 2192 nucleotides long. RefSeq names its product snRNA activating complex family protein (gene SRD2). Gene Ontology annotation, molecular function: core promoter sequence-specific DNA binding; RNA polymerase III type 3 promoter sequence-specific DNA binding; RNA polymerase II cis-regulatory region sequence-specific DNA binding. The record is from RefSeq and is a predicted model, not a curated record. Gene Ontology annotation, cellular component: snRNA-activating protein complex. NCBI's taxonomy places the organism in Eukaryota, Viridiplantae, Streptophyta, Magnoliopsida, Cucurbitales, Cucurbitaceae. Gene Ontology annotation, biological process: snRNA transcription by RNA polymerase III; snRNA transcription by RNA polymerase II.
GUUACAACAAAAUCGUGAUUCUCAGAUACGAUUUAUUCCCUUUCUCUUUUUCUUCCCUCCUUUCCCUAUCCUUUCUCUAUGGAGGCCUCUAGAUUUUAGCUGGUGCCGCUACUAGCAGAUCAUCGCCGUCCAUCGCCGCCGUCACACCACGUCGUCCACUUUUCAGCAUCUCCCGCCGCCGUCCCAACAGUAGCGUUCAAGGGUCGUCUUCUUUUCAUCAAAGGUUUUGAAACUGGAAUUCUGUACAUUUUUCAAAGUGGGGAUAAUUUAACCUAUAGUUUUGUAUGUGAGCAUUUUGAAAAUUCUGAUUUUCUAAAAAGGCAUUUUAGUUACAGACAAAAAUGGUGUAGGAUUGGCUGUCAGAUGCUUUUAAUCACCGUACUGUCACAGCGCCCUCAACGCCGAAUCCAUGGCUGCCCAUGAAAUAUCCAAGUUGGUGCUCAACCAGCAUCUAAUAAGCUAUUUCUACCCAAGAACCUAACAAAUUUCUCGAAGUAAAAACUAUUUGGAAGGAGGAGAGCCAUGGAGGCGAGAAACGAGAGUGGAGCUUCACAGGACUUGGCUCUCAAUGGCGAUGACCUCUCAAUCCCCUUGGGUGGACCUAUAUAUGCACCCAAUUUGGUUGGUGCUCUCACUAGGGUCCCUCACUUUGAGUCUACCCUUCUUCAGGAACUUCAGAGUCUGGAGGCAGAGUUGCAGUUGGAUUCAUCUCAACUUUGUGAUGAAGAAAUUUCGGUUGAUGGGCUUAAGGUGUUUACUGAAGAACAGCUGUUGAAUAUGGCUUUGGAGGACUCAUCUCAGAGUGGUGAGAAUGCUAAAAACCUGCCAGAACUUCCAGAACAAAAUUUGGCUGCAGGGAUCGUGAGAGCAGAUGGAGAGGAAGUUAACGAGCGUACUUUGGAGGCUAAGGCUGCCCCUGCAUCAAAUGAAAACAGAAGUAGGAAUAACACCGCUGCAAAACGAAGAAAGAGGCACAAUUCUGAUAUUGAAGGAAAUUCUAUUGCCAAGGUGGCUGAAAUUGCAAAAAUUAAACAAAAGCAGGAUGAAGACAGAGAUGCAGUGAAAUUGCAUUCUUUCAAAUGGAAGAAGGAAGUUGCUAGUUCAUCGUCAGACAAAAAAGAAAGGUUGAAGUCCUUGAGAUCUACAAAUUCUUCUGCAAAGGUAAAGUCACUAAGCAGUGGGAAUCAUGAAGCUCUGCAGCAUCCGACGACUGUACUUUUUAUCGAGGUUUACCAUAAAUCUCGAAAGAUGGUGAAGACUCAAGAGUUUUUGGCCCAUGGACGGCAAACGUUAGCAGAACUGAAGGACAAACUUUAUUGCUUGACGGAUAAGUUAAUGGUAAAGGCUGGGCAGCAAGAUUCAUCUGGAUAUUUCCUCAUAGAAGAUGUAUUCUGUAAUGAUUUGAGGGAUCCUUCUGCGGUUGAUUAUAGCAAACCCGUAUUUGAUUGGCUUAGAAACUCGGAGGAUGAAGCUCGUAAGAAAUGGGAAUGCAUCAUAAUGGGUGAAUCGCAACAGAAGAAUACAGUUGCUGGGGAAGUAUCAGUUUCUCAUGUGCCUCAUUUUAGAUCAGUCAGCAUGAACAAGAUACGAUUUUGUGAUCUGAAGUUUAGGCUCGGUGCCGGGUAUCUGUACUGUCAUCAGGGAAAUUGCAAGCAUACCAUAGUGAUCAGAGAUAUGAGGUUGAUCCAUCCUGAGGAUGUACACGAUCGAGCUGCUUAUCCAAUCCUUACGUUUCAACUAAGGACCCGAGUCCAGAAAUGCGAUGCGUGCAACAUAUACCGGGCUAAAAAGGUCACCCUCGACGAUAAGUGGGCGCAGGAGAACCCGUGCUACUUCUGUGAAGACUGCUAUUUCCUUCUUCACUACUCGAAAGAAGGUAACCUCCUCUACAACGAUUUCGUCGUGUACGACUACUUGCAUGAUUAGUUCUUACAAUGCUUCUAGUUGAUGCCCAAUUCACAAGUCAGAUGCCUUGGAUAUUUUAUAUAUAUAUAUAUAUAUAUAUAAUGUAUAUGCUCAGUUUUGAUGAUGUUGAGUUCAUUCCCAAAGUAGCCAAAUUCCAGUCAUUUUUGUUGGCGCCAGAAAUAGAGGCCGAAAGUGAAUUUGUAAUGGGGACUUUUAAUAUAGUUUUUAUUUGGUUAAAAAAUAAUUUUGUUCUCUAUACUUCAAUGAAAGUAGUGAUUUAAUCUGCA